AUGUCCCUCUGCUCGUUGGAUGAGGAAGAGAAUGCCCGCAGAGAUUCCAGAUUCCAAAUUCCAGACUACGCCACCAGCGCAUGGUCAUCAGGCACAGGCACAGGGACGGGAGACGCCAUCAACCGUCUUUCUCCUGGCGAUCCCUCAAGGUUGUCCCCUCAAAUCGAGGCUUGUAAGGGUCUGCUCUGCCCUGUGUCACAUGCUGUAAAUUACACCAAAUUUGAGUGA
Fusarium sp. VM40 is the source of this 228-nucleotide messenger RNA. The record is from the annotation of a GenBank genome assembly. Lineage: Eukaryota; Fungi; Ascomycota; Sordariomycetes; Hypocreales; Nectriaceae.